Messenger RNA from Rhincodon typus (whale shark), 2867 nucleotides. It is a transcript of the gene nlk2, whose product is annotated as nemo-like kinase, type 2. Lineage: Eukaryota; Metazoa; Chordata; Chondrichthyes; Orectolobiformes; Rhincodontidae. The coding region runs from base 1 to 1065 and encodes 354 amino acids. The transcript has 8 exons. Gene Ontology annotation, cellular component: nucleus; cytoplasm. The record is from RefSeq and is a predicted model, not a curated record. Gene Ontology annotation, biological process: protein phosphorylation; intracellular signal transduction. Gene Ontology annotation, molecular function: MAP kinase activity; ATP binding.
AUGUGCACCAUCUACAAAAACGCACCAGAGAAAUUAAAAGGCUCCUUCAACAGUACCUUCCAGACCUGUGAUUUCUACUACCUACGACAAGGGCAGCAGAUACACUGGAACAUCAUCUGCAAGAACCUCUCCAAACCACAGACUAUUUUGACUUGGAACUUAACUGCAGAUGCUGGAAAUCAAACAAAAAUAGACAGUUCUGGAGAAACGCCACAGGUCCGGCAGCGUUGGUGGAGAGAAAGCAGAGUAAAGGCUUCAGAUCCAGCGACUUCUCCUCAGAACCAAAGAUUAGGUCAAAAUUUAGGAACUGCCUUCUUAAAAGCCUGUGCUUGUGCCUACAUCACAGACUGCAACAGGUCAGUAACGGAUCCUAGGGAUGGAAAGAGAGUUGCACUCAAAAAGAUGCCCAACGUCUUCCAGAAUCUAGUUUCCUGCAAGAGGGUCUUCCGUGAGCUGAAGAUGCUUUGCUUUUUCAAACAUGAUAAUGUACUCUCUGCGCUUGAUAUACUCCAACCUCCACACAUUGACUACUUUGAGGAAAUCUAUGUUGUCACAGAGCUAAUGCAAAGUGAUCUUCACAAGAUCAUCGUGUCUCCACAACCAUUGAGUUCAGAUCAUGUCAAAGUUUUCCUGUACCAGAUUUUGAGAGGGUUGAAGUAUCUGCAUUCAGCUGGCAUUUUACACAGAGAUAUCAAACCAGGGAAUCUUCUUGUGAACAGCAACUGUGUCCUGAAGAUUUGUGACUUUGGUCUUGCCAGAGUAGAAGAACUUGAUGAGUCCCGUCAUAUGACCCAAGAAGUUGUCACUCAGUAUUACCGAGCACCAGAAAUCCUGAUGGGUAGCCGCCAUUACACUAAUGCCAUCGAUAUCUGGUCUGUAGGGUGCAUCUUUGCAGAACUUUUAGGCCGUAGAAUCUUAUUCCAGGCUCAAAGUCCCAUUCAACAGUUGGACUUGAUCACAGAUCUAUUGGGAACUCCAUCACUAGAAGCCAUGCGGACAGCAUGUGAAGGUGCCAAGGCUCACAUACUCAGGGGUCCUCAUAAACAGUUGUCGGGACCAGUUUAACUGCCUGGAGGCAGCUUUCCAGAUGCCAGGCCAGCGGUGGGAGAUUUGGAAUGGGUCGAGUUCAACUUUCCAGACAGGCCCAGAGGUCCAACAUGCUUCAGCAACCACAAGCCACCCUGUAAGGGGAAUCUCCAUUUAAACCGGCGCCCCAAGUGCCUUCUCCUUCAACUUCUGUGGCAUUCUGCCUGCUGUUUUUGAGCUAACAGGCCACUGGCCUUCUAGCUGAGAGAACACUUUUUAAAUUGUUUAUUUAGGUUACAAGAUGGUUAGUCAGUGAGGCACAUGCUGACAGAGUUGCCAAAUUUCAUUUACAAAUGAACAGAAUUCCUUCAUAAAAGAAGGGAAAAAAAAUGAACUAAAUAAAGACAGUCAGAAUGAUCUUGUAAUAUACAGGUAAACAAAGUUUUAGAGACUCGAGUCCAAAGAAGUUAAAGGUCUAUCACCUCUUGAACAUUCUACUUAACUGACACCUGAAAUUUCUCUUGCCAUGAACUAGUAAAGCAAGUCAAUGAGUCCUUUCCAAAUCUGCCAGCGUGAACUUCUAGCAAAUUUGAGGCCUGAGCUUUCUCCGUUCUAACAACCUGCUAAUUUUUAACCAAACUGUCCUCGCGUGAAAGUUUCAUAAAUUUAAACUUUUGAGGUGACUUGCCCCGAAUCAUCCAUCUAUAAGAGGAAUUAAACUUGCUUCUAAACUCAGCACUAGUGUCUUCUGAACUGCAUUUCUUUUAAAAAUUGCUCAUUCUAGAUACUUUUGAACUGAAAACAAAGCUAAUUGCUAUACAUGUCAUAAACCCAACCCAAAACGUCAGCCUUCCUGCUCUUCUGAUGCUGCUUGGCCUGCUGUGUUCAUCCAGCUCUACACCUUGUUAUCUCAGUAUAAAUAUCUUUCCAUUGACACCACAAGGAUUCACAAGCACCUAAUCUCUAGCAAAAUUUUGGAUUUAAAUCACCAUUCCAGAAUAGCUCUGGUUAUUUUUAAAUGAGAACCCUUCACAGAAGUGAAAUUUAUUUUAUGAAACGAAUUCUAAAAAUAUUAAAUUAUAUACCUUUUAUAACCGUAGACAUCAUUCCCCAAAAUAACAUGUUUAGUAAACUUGUGCCUUUAGGCUAUUUUUCUUUUGACAGAUUUAAAAUUUUGAGUUAUUUGCUAAUCCUAACCCUUGCUAAUUUGCCAGGUUAAAUAUUGUGGCUGGAGAGAUGCACAAUAUGAGUGCUUCUGGCAUCUUUGUUCUGUGCCUUCAAGAGCCCUAGUACCUUUGGAGGUUAUUGGAGACGGGCCUUAAUCAGUUAUGUAACAAAUUAUUUCUGCUGCAAAUUUCUUAGUCAUUCAACUUAAAUUAACAGAAUUAUUUUGACAUUCAGCUAACUUCGUGCAACCAGUUGUGCAAGAAGCUGACGUUAUAUUAUUAAACUACAGAUUAAUCUGAUCUGAAUUUAGUUUCCAAUUACGUGAUUGAAGGCUUGCUAUUUAAAAUUAGAAUGACCAAAGUAAAAUAAGUGUUUAAAUGACAAAAUAUCCAAUUGUAAUGUUCACAAUGAUUUACCAAACAGUUAAGCAUUUAGUGAUUCUCAAGCAACUUACAUUUAUACAAUAUAGUUAAAGUAUUAAAAUGUCCCAAGGCACUGUGCAGAAGCAUUAGUAAGCAAAAUUUUAUACUUGAGGCUAUUUGGGCCUCAAUCAAAAGUUUGGCCAAGUGGUUGUUUCAAAGGAACAGAGGCAGAGAAUUUAGAGAGGCUAUUAUAGCAGGUAGGGCUUGGAAAGUGAAGGUACAACCACCAAUGGCAAAGAGAUUAGACUGAAG